Messenger RNA from Polypterus senegalus (gray bichir), 1759 nucleotides. It is a transcript of the gene tecrb, whose product is annotated as trans-2,3-enoyl-CoA reductase b. The record is from RefSeq and is a predicted model, not a curated record. NCBI's taxonomy places the organism in Eukaryota, Metazoa, Chordata, Cladistia, Polypteriformes, Polypteridae. Bases 65 to 1108 code for a protein of 347 amino acids. Gene Ontology annotation, molecular function: oxidoreductase activity, acting on the CH-CH group of donors. Gene Ontology annotation, biological process: very long-chain fatty acid biosynthetic process. The transcript has 11 exons.
CAGUCCGACGACGAGACGAGCAGGGGGCACCGGUCAGGCAGGCAGGCGUGGGCUUUGUGGGAAUAUGGAUAUCAACUCGGUGGCUUUAGAGGCGAGUCAGCCCCCCAAGAAGGCUGCCAACGGGAUGGCGGCGCCCGUGGCACAGAAGCGCCCCUCCAAACCCAAGAAAGCUAAAAAAGCUGUUGUUUUCUUUGAGGUGGAGAUCCUGGAUGCCAAGACCAAGGAGAAGCUGUGCUUCCUGGACAAGGUGGAGCCCACCGCCACAGUCGGGGAGAUCAAAGGGAUGUUCCACAAAUCUCAUGCCCAGUGGUACCCAGCGCGGCAGUCCAUCCGGCUGGACCCCAAGGGAAAGUCCCUUAAAGACGAAGACAUCUUGCAGAACCUGCCAGUUGGCACGACAGCUACGCUGUACUUCAGGGACCUGGGAGCGCAGAUCAGCUGGGUGACGGUCUUCCUCACCGAGUACGCCGGGCCUCUUCUCAUCUACCUGAUGUUCUACUUCAGGGUGCCCUUCAUCUACAGCCCAAAAUAUGACUUCACCACGAGCAAGCAUUGGGUCGUGCACCUCGCCUGCAUGUGCCACAGUUUCCACUACGUCAAGCGGCUGCUGGAGACGCUGUUUGUGCACCGCUUCUCGCAUGGCACCAUGCCACUGAGGAACAUCUUCAAGAACUGUGCCUACUACUGGGGCUUUGCAGCGUGGAUGGCCUACUACAUAAACCACCCUCUGUACACGCCGCCGGCUUACGGUGAACAGCAGAUUAAAAUGGCGCUUGUCAUCUUUCUGUUCUGUCAGAUCGGCAACUUCUCCAUCCACAUCGCGCUGAGGAACCUCCGGCCUCCAGGCUCCAAGACCAGGAAGAUCCCAUACCCCACCAAGAACCCCUUCACUUGGCUCUUCCUGUUGGUCUCCUGCCCAAACUACACCUACGAGGUGGGCUCCUGGGUGGGAUUCACAGUGAUGACGCAGUGUCUGCCUGUGGCCUUCUUCACCUUGGUGGGCUUCAUUCAGAUGACCAUCUGGGCGAAGGGGAAGCACCGCAGUUACCUGAAGGAGUUCCGUGAUUACCCGCCACUGCGCUCCCCCAUCCUGCCCUUCAUGCUGUAGAGACUGAGCCCCCCGUCAUCGCCCCCUGGCAUCCCACAAGAGAAUCGCAGCCUCUGCAUGCCAGGGAGGAGACGAGAACUGUUUUGACACUGGCACUGGUGGCACGACUACGCCAAGUGUUGGGCCUGUGCCCGUGACUGCAGUGUGUUGUUUUUACUGAGGUGUCAUUGCCCCCCAACACCCCCCCCCAAUCAUGUUGGUCAGCUUUGAACCCCCUUGUGUCUUUUGUGUAGCCCACCAGGAGCAGAGCUUUGCCACAGGCGCCCGGGCAGGUUUGGUGAUUGAAAUGCAAGUCAGGAAUGUUGAGAAGAGACAGGGACCUCGUGGUGGGCUUAGCCGUACAGUGGAGUGGGCAUCAAAGGGGUCAGGUGAAGGAUGGCAGCUGGCACACCUGAAUGGUGCCCGGGGAUGGCAGAGUUUACACAGUGGGCUGGUGCAGCCGCAGUCCUCUGGGACAAUCCCUGUCACUUCCUUGGCUGCCCUUCUGUUUGUUUAGUGAAUGGACAGACCUGAGGCGGCCCACUCGUGUGCUGGGUGAGGGUACCCAGCCUGGCAGAGCAGCUCCUGGCGUCUGUUCGUUCACUUUGCUCCUCUUUUUGUUUUGUUGCUCAUCUUUGACCUCAGUUGAAAUAAACGACGUUUCCAAGUUUG